AAUUUUGCUUUAUGGUGCAAUAAAUUAGCCAAUAAAAAAUCUGGGAAGAUUUAUACUGAUAAAGAAUUGCAGGACAUAAUGAAUAUGUCCGGUUUAUCAGAUGUAACUUCAUUACCGACAAGAGAAAGUGAAAAUGAAGAGUAUAAUGUGGGAAGUGAUUGGACUGAUGACUCGGAUAUUGACAAAAAUUAUGAGCAACCCACAUCAUCUGAUGAGGAUAGUGAGGAGUUUGAUGAAAUGAAGUUUCAGAUGAGGGCAAGCAAGCUGUUCGGCCUGCUGCAAAAGCUGUGUCUCCUGCUGUCCAUGUUGUGCCUCCUUAAGACCCUGCUAGGUCUACUGUUCCCCCUGAUGAUCCUUGAUGAUCCUGCUGUGCCUGCUUCUGACCCUGUUGUGGCUACUGUUAUCCCUGCUGUGCCUCCCUCUCCGCCUGCUGCUGCUGAUGACGAUGAUGAUGAUGUUCCAAGAAUCAUCGACUUUCAAACCAGCAUGGUUAUAUCCAAAUCUGGCUUUGCGUGUAACUGUUGUCCAUGGACAUCCAUGGCAGUAAGGGUAGCAGCACGUAACAAUGCGCCUGCCUAUGCCUCAGGACCUGUACCAGAGGCAAGGAGUGCAGACACCCCAGAAUAACUGAUGAACUUGCUGCUUGGGGAUGAAAUUAUAAAUGCAAUAGUGAAGUGGACCAACCAGAUCAUUCCAAGAGAAGCAAGCCAAGUACGACUAUCACAAGGCAAGGAUGUCCCUGAUAGAACCAGACUAGCUGUGAGCACUUUUGGGGGGUACUAAACUUCAGUGGGUGCCAGAGGGACAACCACCUAGCCACAAGGGAAAUGUUUAGCCCGUAGACUGGCUCAGCAUUCAACUGUGCAGCCAUGUCAGAGGAAAGCUUCUCCUCCCUGGUCAACUGUCUGAGGUUUGAUGACAGAGUAACACGGGAGGACAGGCAUGAGACUGACAAGUUUGCACUGCCCAUUCCAUAUGUAUAUUCCCAGCAAACCAGCCAAAUAUGGAAUAACACUGGUUCUUAUACAUGACAAUAGCAGCAAGUACAUGCUGGGUGGAAUUCCCUAGCUGGGGAAACUGGGCACCAGACCCCAGGAUGGCAUAACCCUUGGCCAUCAGUUUGCCAAAGAUCUUACCAUGCUUUACCACCACACCAAUAGAAUCGUCACCAAAGACAACGGGUUUACGUCAGUGCCCUUAGCAACCGAUCUCCUGAUCAUCUGCUGCAUGACCCACGUUGGUACUGUGAGGGUUAACAAGAAGGAGAUACCUUUGGAAAUGAAGGACACAAGAAAUCGGAGGCCAGGUGCAAGUGCUUUCUUAUACACCAACAACAUGACUUUACUCUCAUACUGCAAAGACGAAUCAAGGACCAAGAAGAAAUUGGUGCAUCUCAUUUCCACAAUGCACACUCAUCCAACUAUCAUGCCGAAUGGGAAGCCUGAGAUAUAAUAUGCUUUUAUAAUGAGACCAAGGGUGGGGUCGACACAUUCGACCUGAUGUGUUCCUUCAAUGGAGUUGGUCAAAAGGCAAAAAGAUGGCCCAUGUGUCUUCUAUGGGUUGAUAAGUUGCUGUGUUAUCAACUUGUGGAUAAUAUAGUGAAAACCAGCAAAUGACGGGUGGUUCUACAAUGCCCCGGUGCAUAUAGUAUAUGCAGCAGUUGGCAAUGGCCCUUAUCAAACCAUGAGCAGAAAAGAGGUUGGUCAACAGUCCAAAGAUGUCUAUGUGACCUCAAGAAGGUUAAUUAAUGUGCUGUCUGCGACAUCCCUCUACCUGCCAGGCUGCAUAGUGAUGACUGACAGCAGAACUCGCUGCCCACUGUGUCCCAAGAACGAGGACAGGAAGACCCGACACAGGUGCACUGGCUGUGGGAACCCAGUGUCCCUUUGCCACAUCUACCCAUUCUGCGUGGAUUGUCAGCAGUAACCAAUACACAAAGUGUGUGUUGCUACCAGGAGGCUGUCAUUCCCAUAGCAGAGGCUCCUACGACCUGGAUGUGUGUGGGUCAUCGCUCAAGAAUUCACCUGUAGUUUUAGAUUUUUUAUAAUUUUUUUGGUUAUGUAGUGUAGUAAAUUUUGCUAUUUUUAGUACUCUUUUUGAGUUACCCCUUACAUAAUCACUUUGCCACAGUAUUAAAUUG
This is a messenger RNA of Macrobrachium nipponense, 2140 nucleotides long. RefSeq lists its product as uncharacterized. Lineage: Eukaryota; Metazoa; Arthropoda; Malacostraca; Decapoda; Palaemonidae. The transcript is spliced from 2 exons. The record is from RefSeq and is a predicted model, not a curated record. Bases 79 to 627 code for a protein of 182 amino acids.